AUGGACCGCGAGUUCGAGGAAUACGAGAACGCCAUCAUCGCGCAGUCCGUGAGCGCAGAGGCGGCCUCGUACGCCUGGUAUCUCGCGCGCGCGUGCAAGGAGGCCUGCGCUAGCCCCGGGCAGCGAAGCGCGUGGAACGGCCCCGACGUCGAUGCUGCCGUGGCUCCGUGGUCGGUGCUGCUCUCGGCGGCGUCUCCGCUCGGCGCGCACUGCAUGGUGCGGCUGCGUGGCACCUGCAUCGCGCUGCGCGGCGGCGUCAACACGCCCUCCUUCCUCGAGCGCAUGCUGGAGUCUGCCGGCUGCUGCGGCGACCUGCGGCGCACCCGUGCCUCCGUCCGCGUCUCGCCUUGGCGAGAGCUCGACGUGGUCGGCCUGUUCAGCUUGUGGGCGAGGGUGAAGCGGCAGCGCGACCUGCUCGAGGCGCUCGGCCGCGCGGGCGGCGUGGUGGCGGGCGGCUUCGCGCUGCAGCGCUUGCUGCUGAUCAGCGAGGGGGCUGCGCUCGGCGCGCGCGGCCCGCCCCGCUCAGCGACCGCGACGAGCGCCGUGGCGGGCGGAAGCACUGCGGCGGCAGACCUGCCGUUUGCCGCCGUGUCGAACGCCGACGAGGAGCACUUCCCCUUCAGUGUCGGCGAGCAGGCGCCUGGCAGCUAG
Messenger RNA from Emiliania huxleyi CCMP1516, 651 nucleotides. RefSeq lists its product as hypothetical. The transcript is spliced from 5 exons. Bases 1 to 651 code for a protein of 216 amino acids. The record is from RefSeq and is a predicted model, not a curated record. Lineage: Eukaryota; Haptophyta; Isochrysidales; Noelaerhabdaceae.